Molecule: messenger RNA, 483 nt
Organism: Carica papaya (papaya)
Lineage: Eukaryota; Viridiplantae; Streptophyta; Magnoliopsida; Brassicales; Caricaceae
Source: the annotation of a RefSeq genome assembly
AUGGGAGUAACAAAAAAACCUGACUUGAAUGAUCCUGUAUUAAGAGCUAAAUUGGCUAAAGGUAUGGGUCAUAAUUAUUAUGGGGAACCCGCAUGGCCCAAUGAUCUUUUAUAUAUUUUUCCAGUAGUAAUUCUCGGUACUAUUGCCUGUAACGUAGGCUUAGCGGUUUUAGAGCCAUCAAUGAUUGGUGAACCCGCAGAUCCAUUUGCAACUCCUUUGGAAAUAUUACCUGAAUGGUAUUUCUUUCCCGUAUUUCAAAUACUUCGUACAGUACCCAACAAAUUAUUGGGUGUUCUUUUAAUGGUUUCAGUACCCGCGGGAUUAUUAACAGUACCUUUUUUGGAAAAUGUUAAUAAAUUCCAAAAUCCAUUUCGUCGUCCAGUAGCGACAACCGUCUUUUUGAUUGGUACCGCAGUGGCCCUGUGGUUGGGUAUUGGAGCAACAUUACCGAUUGAUAAAUCCCUAACUUUAGGUCUUUUUUAA